CCUAGUUAAGCAAUGUUGAGAAAAUCUACAAAUUUCUUGGCCUACUUAUUAUCUUAAAUGUAUACACAUACGUGUACAAUAUGGUUUCUCCCGAUUUCGUCUUGCCAGGAUUUAUAACAUUACUGACUUUUUUCAAUGUGCUAAAAUCUGAACAAAUUUUGGACAAACAAAAUGAAGAUUUUGAUUUUGAUGGUUUACCAGGGGUUUCUUAUGAGUUCAAAGUUGAAGUAAAUGCCGGAGACGAGCAAUGUUUUUACCAGAAAAUUGCACAAGGCGCAAGGUUAUAUGUGUCAUUUGAGGCACUAAGAGGCGGAGACCGAUUGAUCGACGUCAUUUUGAGAGAUCCAAAUAUGGAAAUAUUAGAUUCACAAAUAGACCAAACGGAAGGUUCUUUGGAACACGAGACUACAGUAGAAGGAAUAUAUACUAUAUGUAUAGAUAAUACAGCAAGCAUGUCUAGAUACUUUUACGGGUCAAAGAGGAUAUAUUUUUACAUGGGAACAUAUAUUACGGCAGAAUGGGACAAAUAUAUAGAGGAAAUAGAGGGUCUUCAUUUAACAGUUACAAAUUUCACUACAUCUAUUUCUGCUGUUCAGAAAUCAAUCGAACAGGCCGGAGAACAUCAGUUGCAAUCCCGAAUGACAGUUGUAAAAGACUGGUACCUUAUCACCGGCAUCAAUAACUACAUAAGUUGGUGGUCUGGAUUACAUAUAUUCAUCACUGUAUUUACUUCCGGUUUCCAAGUGUACUUCGUAAGACGAUUGUUUAGAGUUCCGAAUGUGACACCAAGCCUUAAACCUCGGGCUUGAAUAACAUUUUUCGAACAUUAGACCUGGAAGUUCCAUCAGACGUGAUAAUUGUUUUCAGGAACACCAAUCCCAUUUAAUGGAUAAGAACUUAUUGAAGUGCGUGCCUGUUAUAUUUUUGAAACAAUUCAGAUUUUAACAUUACAGUGAAUAUAUAGUAUUUUCUGUGAAAACAAAUAACUUUCAAUAAUAAAUAUUUCAUUGUCAAGUCUAAUCCAAUGAAAAAAAUAGCUGUUAUGCAUGGCGUUUUGA
Molecule: messenger RNA, 1058 nt
Organism: Mytilus trossulus (common blue mussel)
Lineage: Eukaryota; Metazoa; Mollusca; Bivalvia; Mytilida; Mytilidae
Product: transmembrane emp24 domain-containing protein 6-like
Exons: 4
Coding region: 81-809 (242 amino acids)
Biological process (GO): intracellular protein transport; Golgi organization; endoplasmic reticulum to Golgi vesicle-mediated transport
Cellular component (GO): Golgi apparatus; COPII-coated ER to Golgi transport vesicle; endoplasmic reticulum
Source: RefSeq, a predicted model, not a curated record